Xyrichtys novacula (pearly razorfish) is the source of this 5883-nucleotide messenger RNA. Lineage: Eukaryota; Metazoa; Chordata; Actinopteri; Labriformes; Labridae. The record is from the annotation of a GenBank genome assembly.
GGUCACUCACUUCUUACGUUUAUUUCCGGAAGUAAGUCGUUGUCGUUGUGGUUCUCGUCAAGGGUUGUUAAACUACAUUCUCCAGCGUCGAGGCGACAGGUACAGAGUUUUAGGUUUAUGAUAAUAUCUAUAAUACGUUUAAAUCAAAUUAAACGCUUGUAUGAGGAGUCAUUUUCGGUAUAACUGUAAAUAACCGUUUGUUUUUCUACCUUUGUAGCCGUAGCCGUUAGCUUCCUCCUGUCGUAGCUUACGUAAUGGACUUUGUCAACAGCGGAUGGAGAAAAUUUUCACUUAAAUUAUAAAAAUAUAUGAAUUUAACGUUUUAAAAUGAACAUAUAUCUCAGCUUGGCGGCUCUCUGAACACAUUAAGUUAACAUUUCUAAAGUGAUGACAAAGCUAUGAGAGCUACACUGUCUGUAAUGUUAACAGAUGACACAGAUGUUAUCAUAGAGCUGAAUGUUCAUAAAGAUAUAACAGAGACACACAGAGUCACUGAUAUCACUGCUUAUACAUUAUAAUAGAGGGAGAGAUGCUGUUUAAAUAAUCCACUAUCUUACUGUCGUCCUGUCUGUUUUUAAUCCAUUAGGUGUGUCUCUAACCACAGGAUGGCACACUGGUUUCACAGAAACCCUCUGAAGGCUACAGCUCCUGUGUCCUUUAACUUCUAUGGAGUGGCAGGAAGUCCAGCUGCCAACAAGAUCUGCAAGUAUGUCAUCACAAACAUACUAAUACUACCAAUAAUAAUUAUAAUGAUUAAGUCUGAAUGCAUAAACCGCCUUUGAAGAACCUGAGCUCACUUUAUAUCUGUCAUGUCCUGAGCAAGUGCAGUAAAAAAUACACUGAUUUAAAGGGAUAUUCCGGUGUAUUAUUAAUUUAGGGUCAAACACACUGUAAUACAGAGUUAGACAGCCCCUCCAGAGAUGAAUGUGGUCGACCGCUUGCUUCUCUAGUUAUACCAAGUUUAGUCAUGACCGCAGGAUAGCAAUACACAGCGGUCUGAGGAGAAGUAAGUCAAAGUUAAAAAGAUGUUUGGUGUCUAGUACUAUGGCUGGUACCCUAUAUGUCCUGUUGAUGAAGUUAGGUGCUGUUCUGAACAUUAUUUGUGGCUAUAGAGUGGCGUUUUGGUUGAGGUUUGUUUAUGGCUCCUCAGACCGCUGUGUAUUGAGGCUGAGGCUUUAGAUCUAUUUUUUUCUUGCAUGAGAUAUGACACACACAUCGCUAAACAUCCUUGCUGUUAUUAUUGUUUAUGUCUCUGAUCAUGACCAAUCCUAUUCUGUUAUUAAUGUCUGGAGAUUGUUGUAAACAUUGUAACAAACUUUUUUUUUUUGUAUGACACAUUCAGUGACCUGAGGACAACCAGGGCAAGGCUGCUGGAGAUGUUCACUGACGUCACCUGCACCCCAGAAACGAUGAAGAAUGCCACAGAUGCAUACUUCUCUCUCCUUCAAGGUAUAUUCACAAAUCAAAAAUCUUCCCCGCCAUAUCCCGAUGAUUGUAUUUGUCAUUUUUAAAGGGAACUGGCAUUAUCUCCUUUAAUUAUUCUGAAUAAACGGCUCCCAACUCUUGUAAAUUAGAAAUCCUUCAUACUGGCUUUUGUGCCAUAAAAUAUAAGAGGAAAAGUGACCGUAUAAAUGAAAAUGAUGAAUGUCUUAAAGCUUGAAAUCGAACAGAGUCCAAGUUUUAAAGCAGUUAAAGGUACAAGCUUGAUGUUCUUGUGAGAUAACAGACGCCAUGAUUGUCAGAGUCAAGAUAAGUAAAGCAACAAGAUUCGCUCCUGUUUUAGUUCAAAGAUAAUCUAUCUCGUCAUCCAUUACUAUUUUCUACUCUUGUUCAAAAUAAUGAUCAUUAUUUAUGAUACGACAGGAUUUGUCGCGUCCUUGGAUGGAACAACACAGGAGAACAAGAUGAGAUUCAUCCAGAACUUCAAGUGGACCGACACCUUACAGGGAAACACACCAAGGUGAAGAAACACUCCUGAGCUAAUCGCAGAAGUUGAAGCUUUUGGAUCAGUCUUUAUUUAUGCAGAGGUCACAGUUAUGACGAGGACUACAGUGAAUUGUAGACUAACUCUAAAAUGAUGUUUGAUUCAUAUUUAAUGUGUUGAAAGUAAUCGUAACCUUCACCUGUUGACUUUAACUCCCCGCUCUCAUCACAGUGCCCAGCAGGAUGUGGUCUUUGAACUGGUCUCCAUGGCCUUCAAUGUAGCUGUUUGGUACACAAAGUUUGCCUCGAGACUAGCAAGAAAAGAAAAGUAAGUUAUUCUCAGUCUGUAAGUGACAACAGUUAUUAUUACUUUGUGACCACAGAAAAAUAAAACCUGUUUCUGUUUGCCUGUUUAACAGCAUCAGUGAGAAUGAAGCUAAAGAUGUCCACCGGAGCCUUAAAGCCGCUGCUGGUAUUUUCAAAACCCUCAAGGUGAGCCACACAGACACAACAUUUCUUAUAGUUGAUGUACAGCUGCAAGUAAAAGACAUAAAGUCUAUGAAAAAUGUCAAAGUUAUGUCCUCAGACAGAUUAUAGCAACACCUAAAGGAAAACCAGAUCCAGAUCAUUGAACAGAUGUGAUUUUUUUCCUCAGGAGGUCCACAUCCCUCGUCUCAUCACCCCGGCUGAAAAGGGUCGAGAUUUGGAGCCCAGAGUGAUCGAUGCGUACAUCAUCCAGUGCCAAGCAGAGGCGCAAGAAGGUACAGUAGCUUUCAGUCUGAAGAUGCCGUCGCCAUGUCAGAGUUUCUCGUAUGGAUUCAUGAUGGUUGGAAUCAGUGAGAUCCAUGGGGACCUGAUGUUGCCAAAACAUAAAUCCCAGCCUGGUUAAUUCAACACUUUUGGAUCUGAUACUGAAGUCCUCUUUGUUUCUUUUCAGUGACCAUUGCCAGAGCCAUCGAACUGAAGCACAACGCCACGCUCAUCGCAGCGCUGUCCUUUGAGACGGCGAACUUCUAUCAGAAAGCCGGUCAGUGUUUAACGAACUUAGUCAGCUGUGUGUCUUUAAUUAUCUGAUGUUAGUUUGUUUAAACUGCUGUAGUUGGACCACGACCACACGUUACUCAUACCAAACAGCUUCAUAUGAGUCCUAUAGUUGGGUUUAACUGUGACGUGUAUUCCUGUCUGCAGACCACACACUGAACACCUUGGAGCCAGAGUGCAGCAGCAAAUGGAGGAAGUAUCUCCAGCUGAAGCAGUACUUUUACAUGGCUUAUGUGAGUUCAUGCGGUUUCACAUCACAAAGAUGAAAAAAGGUUUUUACAAAUGUUCAUGAAUGAUGAAAAUCUGUUUUUUACUGACUCUGACUUCACCUGCAGGCGUACUGCUAUCAUGGACAGACGCUGCUGGCGAGUGACAAAUGUGGUGAAGCUAUACGAUCCCUCCAGGAAGCAGAGAAGUGUAAGUAUGUCAAAAGCUUGGAUAUGCUGCAGCAAGGCUUCUCAACCACAAACCCAAUCAGUUUCAUUUUUGUGUCUCAGUUUUCUGAGUCAGUCAACAAACUACUUCAAACUGAACCUAAACGUUCCCUACACCUCCCUAAAGAGCUGGUUUCUUCACCAUCCAGACCAGACCGUGUUUAUUAAGAGCAUUUAGCCAGUGCAGUUCAUUCAGUUCAACAAAUUGUUUUUAUCUUCAUCAUAUUGAUUUAAAGGUUUCUGUUUUUUCAGGUUACUCCCGCGCCGAGGCUCUUUGCAAAGAGUACCGUCAGACUAAAGGCCCGGGCACCACAGCGAAACCAUCGGAGCAGCUGUUCUUUCUCAAACUGGGCGGCCUCAUUAAAAACACUCUGGAGAAGUGCCAGAGAGAAAACGGCUUUAUGUGAGUCACUUUAGAGCACACACACAUAAUUUAUAUUUUUUACACAAGGUCAAAAGAGCAAAAAAAUCCUUUAAAAUCCUCCCUCAGAAAUCAGAUUAAUUUCUUUGUCACUCUCACGGCUGAGAUUGACUCCAGAGGAUUUCAAACAAACCUUAAAGAGUCCAGAUCAACUGCUGAGAUGUGGAUUAUUAAACUGGUUUGGUUGGUUUUUAGUUUAUAAACUGGAUUAUGUUUAAAUUUGUCAUAUUUCAUCCCUGUCAUAUUUGUCUCUUAAGUCUGCUCUCUGCAAACUCAUCCACGUCUGCGAUGAGUCAUUUGUGUCCGGGUUGACUAAUCUGGUUGACUGUUCAGCGUAGCCUGAUCCUCUUUGUCAGGGUUAAUGAAGCCGGAUACUUGCAGGUCUACAAGCUUCCUGUGUGCAGGGCCAGGGUAGAAUAGAGUCUGGUGUUAAGAUCAGAGUUCAUUACAUCAAACCUUUCUGUACUGGUACACGAACAAACAUGACUCCUUUGUGGAAACACACCGUUAAAGACACACAGGGCAACUUUAACUCACCUCGGAGUAAAGGUUUCAUUUAGAAAACUUCUUGUCUUUUUAAAGUCCAAACUCUUUGUUAUUUAUCUUCAGAUACUUCCACAAGGUCCCCGCAGAGCCCCCCCAGCUCGAGUUGAAAGCGAGUUACGGCCUGGCUGAGCCGAUCGCAUUUGAGCUCCCGCCCCUCAGUGAGCAGUGCACCGCCGAGGUCUACGCCACUUUCGAUCUGACCAAGGGGGCCAAAUCUGACAAGGUACCAUGGUUUGUUUCAGUCUGAAACUCAACUGUGUACAAAGUCUGGAUUAAAACUCACAUUGUUGUUGUUUUUUUUUAUCUCAAGGCCAAACCGAAGGAGGAGGAGGUGAAGCCGGUGAAGGAGCCGGAUCUGAAGCCUCAGAAGGACACGGGCUGUGUGGUCUCCUAAAACUCCUCCAGUAUCUACUCUCAGCCUCAUGCUUCAGCAUCAUCUAUUGUAAUGAUGGCAUCAUUAUACAGUCUCAUGUAAACCACCAUAUGUUUUUGUAAAGUUAAUCCAUGCUGUUUUACAUUUAUGUUGCAAUAUUUGUAUAGUAUAUGAGCAUUACGACAGAUCUCCUUAAUCGAAGCCAAAUCCAGCCACAGUAUCUGAGCAGCUUCUCACUCAAAACCGUUUCAAGAUGAAGAGAUCUUAUCGGUUAUUAAGAGUAAUUAGAUAUUAGCUGAUUAUUUAAAAUAAUAAAAUAAAAUCAGACCGUUUUAAUUGGAGAGAUUAUUAAUGAUCAUUAUGGAGAGUAGAUCCAGAUUGGAAACUGAAGUAUCUGUUAUUUAACCUCUUCUGCACUUUAGUGCUCUUACCAGAUUACAGCUGAUUGAAAUAACGUCCUCUUGUUAUAAAGUCCUCAAGUAUUCAUCCAAACAAGUGUCUGAAAUGAUCAAAACAGGAUUUUUUGCCUUGAAUUUUUGCUAUUUUAGAGAACAGAGUGAAAACAAUGUAGGAAGUUGAUUUUCCACCUUUGCUGUUGUAUUAAAUUUCUCCUCUCUUAUAGGACAGGACUGACUAAGUACUGAGACAGCGUGUUUCUAACUAACAGCUGAUUUAGAAAACAUGAUAUGAUUACUGUAGUUCUUUUUAUACCUCUCUGAUGUAGCUGUUUCUUUCAAUUAUACUCUUCAUUUAAGAAACUUUAUAAGUGCUGAAUGAUUUUCUGUUUACAGGGACUCUGUUUUAUAAAUAUUUUCCUGACUUUAGUUAAUUUAUUUCUAUCAUUUUUCUGCAGUUUUUGAUGUAGUUGAAAGUUGAGCACACUAAGAUUGUAAACAGCUCUUUGUAACUCAAGUCACUUGAGGAGAUAAUACAUACUGUAUGUACUCUACAUAAUUGUUAACCCCCGUCUUCAGGAGAGUUAAUGGGAAUGAGCUUUAUCACAUCCUGGGAUCAGAAGACAUCGUCGCUAUCGCUCAGAUGAGUUUUGCAGCUGAAUAGCAAAGACACAAGGUGUGGCUCACACUGUCGAAAUUCUCUUCUCUGAAAAAUAAAGUCAUGAUACAGCAGACCUAUCGAGCGUGUGU